UCAGUCCGUCACGUGAUCGCCCGGAGUCAAUUGCAGACUGCAGACGCAUCCCCAACAUACUAUUUAACGGUGCACAGGAUAUCUGUGUCUUUUAGCACUGAAAACAUCAGUAUAUCGGUUCAUAGAGGGAAAAGUUAAUUAGCACCAGAAACAUCAACAGUAUCCAGCCUUUCUCAAAAUUGAGAAAUGACAGAUCGAGCAAACAACUUCCCCCCUCUGCCGAAGUUUCUUCGCAUAAAGCCAUGUUUUUACCAGAAUGUGGACGAGGAGAUUCCGCAACCCCACUGCCAGCUUGUGCGUCGUGUUUACAAUCUUUGGAUCUUAUACUCCAUCACACUUUGUGUUAAUGUGGUGGCCUGCAUAGCCUGGUGGGCCGGAGGGGGUGGAGCGAUCAACUUUGGGUUUUCUAUCCUCUGGCUGUUGGUUUUCAGCCCAUGUAGCUAUACCUGCUGGUUCAGGCCGCUCUAUAAAGCAUUCAGGGCUGAUAGUUCCUUCAACUUCAUGACCUUCUUCUUCAUUUUCUUCCUGCAAUGUGUUCUCGCUUUCAUCCAGAGUCUUGGAAUAUCAGGUUGGGGUGCAUGUGGUUGGAUUGCCACAGUGACGUUUUUCAGCACGAAUGUAACCUCGGCUAUAUUCAUGCUCAUCUGUACUCUGCUCUUUACCGUAGAUACGGUUCUCAUGGGACUUGUUCUCAUCAAGGUCCAUCGACUAUAUCGUGGUGGAGGAGGCAGUUUACAGCGGGCGCAGGAAGAGUGGAGCACGGGUGUGUGGAAGAACGCCCCUGUGAGAGAAGCCGGAUUCAACGCCAUCUCUGAAACAGGCCCCAGCCUGCCCCAGUAUCCAGCCGCUGUGCCCAACUAUCCAGAGAGUGGACCCUGGUGAUACCUUUUCUGAACUACAGAUGGAGCAACAGCACCACUGUUUGUCUUAACGUCAAAGGGGCAGUUUGCAGAGGGACAGUACCUAAUAUUUUUGUGCAGUAAGAAAAGUCUUCAGACAGAUCACAUGGCUGUGGACUCGUGAAUGGUUAUUUUGCUUUUGUCCUAUUUUUUUUUAAUAUAGCAAAAAGAUUGAAUGUUAAUCACUCCUUAAAAAGAAUGUGUAUAACAUUCUGAGUAGAUCUCCUGUGAACACUGAUUUAAAUAGCAGUGAAUGACGAUCGAAAAUGUGUCAAAACCCUGUUCUGGGUGCAAAUUCUGACGGAAACACUAACCAGAAGGUUAAAUGAACAAUCAAAAUAGGCAAACUGCUCCUUUAAAGACAUCUCAACACAUACUAUCCUCACACUGACAGCCAAAUGGCAGAACAUUAGUUCAAAAAUAAAAAAAGACACUGUUAUAUACUAUUAAAUCGAUGAAUUCAUCAGAUGCCUUCAGUUCAUCUUAGCCUUGAUUUUUCUUGUAAUUCCAUCGACUUGGAUUUGUGUUAAAACAAAUGGAUGGAAAUGCAUAUAUAUAUAUAUAUAUAUAUAUAUAUGACACACAAUUGCUUGACUAUGUUAGAGAAAGUGUUUUUUGAGAGGGGAAAAGUAUGUCUGAGUGUUCUUUUCUAAAUCAUGGCAGCUUUUCUAUUUACCUAAAAAAAAAAAUCUAUCUUGCAUCUCUUCCACAUCGGCGCUUUUGCAGUUAAUUUUUAUUUUAUUUUUACUUCGGAUAAUUAUUCACUUACACUUUUAAGAUUCACAACCAUCAUGAAUGUCUUAAAUGUGUUAAAUGUCUUUGUAAAUGGUAUGGUUUGCAUAUGACACGCCCCUUUUAUACACCGCAGCAAAGCGUUUCAGAUUUUUUUAAAAUGCUAUGCCUGGGAAUGUUUCCUUGCAAACACAUCUUGUGCCUGUCUUUCCGUUUAAAGCUUUUCACGUCUUUGAAAUGAAGACAGCCUUAAUUCUUCAUGCAUAUUAAGCAUGUGUGAACCAAUAGCUUUCGAGUUUCCCUCAAGUGCUACAAUUUAUUGGUGGAUGUGGCUAUAUCCUGUGCUAUUUUUAAUACUGGCGUAUAAAUAUGUAUUGCGCAUUUAUUCCUGGUUUCAUCUCGAGUUUACAGUUGUGGUUGGCUGGAGGCUAAAAUACUCAUUUUUAAUAUUAGACUUGAUCUUUGGUCCUUUUUGCUCAAUAUCUCCCUCCACAGAGCUACAGGAGGAUGAUUUUGCAGCGUUUCAUGACUGUCUUUGUGUAGCCAAUGUAUUGAACAAUCCUGCAUAUGACAUGUGACUGGAAUGGCUUUCCAGCUUCAGUUCAAUAAAACAUUACUUUUCA
This is a messenger RNA of Pimephales promelas (fathead minnow), 2254 nucleotides long. RefSeq names its product secretory carrier membrane protein 4 (gene scamp4). Gene Ontology annotation, biological process: protein transport. Lineage: Eukaryota; Metazoa; Chordata; Actinopteri; Cypriniformes; Leuciscidae. Gene Ontology annotation, cellular component: recycling endosome membrane; trans-Golgi network membrane. The record is from RefSeq and is a predicted model, not a curated record.